Messenger RNA from Vidua macroura (Pin-tailed whydah), 1465 nucleotides. RefSeq names its product pre-mRNA processing factor 31 (gene PRPF31). Gene Ontology annotation, cellular component: precatalytic spliceosome; U4/U6 x U5 tri-snRNP complex; U4 snRNP. Lineage: Eukaryota; Metazoa; Chordata; Aves; Passeriformes; Viduidae. The record is from RefSeq and is a predicted model, not a curated record. Gene Ontology annotation, biological process: mRNA splicing, via spliceosome; spliceosomal tri-snRNP complex assembly.
AUGACAUCUGAUGUGGAAGUCUUCAGGCAGAAGAUGAAGGGUGGGAGAAUGACCAGCAAACAGUGGGUGACAGCCACCUCCAGUCCUCCAGCUCUUCACCUGAUGAGCUCACUAGCCAAAAAUCCUAUAAACCAUCACACACUAGGUCUGCAGAUUUUUAUGGGCCCUCUGGUGUCACCGAAACUGCGGGAAAAUCAAAAGCCCUCCAACAAUAUUUUUAGUGUUAGAGAAACAAGGCAUUACUUUCUCUGGCCAGAAUGUGAAAUCAUUUCAUCCACACAUAGCCCAGACAAAUAUUCCAAAUGGCUCCCAGAGCUGGAGUCACUGAUGCCCAACACCCUGGAUUACAGCUGAUCUGUCAAGGAAUUGGGGAAUUCCCUGGGUAAAUGCAAGAACAAGAACGUGCAGCAGAUCUUGACUAACGCCACCAUCACAGUGGUCAGCGUGGUGGCCUCCACCACCCAGAGGCAGCAGCUCCCGGAGGAGGAGCUGGGCAGGAUUGAGGACGCGUGUGACACGGUGCUGGCACUGAGCGGGGCCAAGCUGCGCAUCUAUGAGUACGUGGAGUACGUGUCCUUCAUCGCCCCCAGCCUCUCCCUCAUCCUCGAGGCCUCCACAGCUGUCGAGAUCACGGGGGUGGCAGGGGGCCUGACCCCGCUGUCCAAGCUGCCAGCCUGCAACAUCCUCCUGCUGGGGGGGCCAGCGCUCUCUGGCUUCUCCUCCACUUCCAUCCUGCCCCACACCAGCUUCACCCACCGCAGCGACAUCGCCCGGCCCUGAUUUGAGGAGGAAAGCGAUGUGGCAGCCAGAGGGGACAGAUUCCACGGGAGCCGAGACGGGAAGGCGGGCUACGAGCUGAAGGAGGAGAUCGAGUGCAAGUUCAGCAAGUGGCGGAGCCUGGGCCCUGUGAAGCCGCUGCCAGCGCCGCUGGACGGGCUGAGGGAGAAGAGGAAGGGCUGGCGGUACUGGAAGAUGAAGGAACGCUUGGGGCUGACGGAGAUCCGCAAACAGGCCAACAGGAUGAGCUCUGGGGAGAUGGAGGAGGACCUCGGGUUCAGCCUGGGCCACCUGGGCAAGGCCAGCGGUGGCCGCAUGCACCAGAUCCAGGUCAAGGCCACCAAGGCCUGGAUCAGGAAAACCCUGCAGAGGCAAAGUGUCAUCCACAGGGGCAAAUCCACGAUCCAGGACCGCAGCUCAGGCACGGCCUCGUGCGUAGCCUUCGCCUCCCUGCAGGAGCUGGAGAUCAUGAACCUACAGGCAGCCAAGAAGAAAGUGGCUGAGGCCAACCAGAAAUAUUUCUCCAGCAUGGCUGAGUUUCUCAAGGUCAAGGGGAACAACAGUGGGGUCUCCAUUCCCCCGACCCCACUGGGAUCCCCAAUUCUCACCCUGUGACCCCCAAAUUCCCAAGGAUUCUGCCCCAGUGUCACUUUCCUAAACUUUUUAUAAAUAUUGGAAUUUGUGGUUG